Lutra lutra (Eurasian river otter) is the source of this 7132-nucleotide messenger RNA. It is a transcript of the gene ZC3HAV1, whose product is annotated as zinc finger CCCH-type containing, antiviral 1. Bases 354 to 3404 code for a protein of 1016 amino acids. The transcript has 13 exons. The record is from RefSeq and is a predicted model, not a curated record. Gene Ontology annotation, molecular function: NAD+ poly-ADP-ribosyltransferase activity. Lineage: Eukaryota; Metazoa; Chordata; Mammalia; Carnivora; Mustelidae.
GAGCCCAGCUGGAGAGCGUCACCCUCGCGGAGCCCAGAAGCGAGCGAGGGGUCGGUCGGUCGCGGCGGUGGCCCGCUGAUCGGCGCGCGCCGUCCGCUCUCUUCCCAUUCGGCGGCCGUCGCGGGUGACUUGCAGCCUGCCACCGGGCUCGGGUCAGUGAGUUCUGUCCUCUCGACCCGGGGCCGAGCGGGAAAGCGAAAGCGCCUGGUUCGGCUAAAGGCGGCGAGGAGCGCGCGCUCGCUGGCCCGGGGCGCGCCCGCCCGAGCACCGCCCGCGCCCGCCCCCGGACUCCUAUAAGUUUCGAUUCUCCCCGGAGCAGAGUCCCGCGUCUGGGCCUGAGAGCGCAGCGCGCCAUGGCGGACCCGGAGGUGUGCUGCUUCAUCACCAAAAUCCUGUGCGCCCACGGGGGCCGCAUGGCCCUGGACGCGCUGCUCGAAGAGAUAAGGCUCCCCGAGGGGCAGCUCCGCGAGGUGCUGGAGGAGGCUGGGCCCGACCGCUUCGUGCUGUUGGAGACAGGCGGCAGGGAAGGGAUCACCCGGUCCGUGGUGGCCACCACGCGAGCCCGGGUCUGCCGUCGCAAGUUCUGCCAGAGACCCUGCGAAGACCUGCACCUCUGCAAGCUCAACCUGCUGGGUCGGUGCAACUAUUCGCAGUCGGAUCGGAAUUUGUGCAAAUAUUCUCACAACGUUCUCUCAGAAGAGAACUUCAAGGUCUUGAAAAACCAUGAGCUCUCUGGACUGAACAAAGAGGAAUUAGCUGUGCUCCUCCUCCAAAGUGACCCAUUUUUUAUGCCUGAGAUAUGCAAAAAUUACAAGGGAGAGGGUCGAAAAGUGAUUUGCGACAAGUAUCCACAGUGUGAAAGGCUCCACAUCUGCGAGCACUUCACCCGAGGGAAUUGUGGCUACACCAACUGCCUCAGGUCCCAUAACCUGAUGGACAGAAGGGUGCUGACCAUCAUGAGGGAGCACGGGCUCAGCUCCAGCGUGGUCCAGAACAUCCAGGACAUCUGCAACAGCAAACACAGCCCAAAGAAACAUGCUGGGCACAGAGGUCCUCCGGCCUACCGCAGAGACCCGGCCAACCGGGGGAGAAGCAAGAGCAGAGACCGGUCCUUACAUGGCAGCAUGGAGUUUCUUCCAUCGGCUUCAGCCUCUACUCAGAAGUCCUGCACGGCUGCUGCAGAUCAGAUCGGCCACAGGCUUCCCCAGGAGGACGUGCCCGUAGAGGACCUGGCCCACAAGUUCGUGCAUCUGGGAAGUCAGGAUGGCCCUCAGCCUUCUCCUGUCCCGCCUCAGACGGAUCAUGUCAGAGGAAGAGGUCAAGUGGGAGGAAGCCAGCGGUUUUUGGAAAAUGGCAGCCCAAAGGAUCUGUUUUAUGGGAAUCAAGGUAGCGUUUACCUCCCUUCUGAUUCAAAGCCUGCUUCCAGCCGGAAGGGCCCUGCAUCGCGGCUGAAUGGCACCGGGAGAGAGAGUUUGUUUUCCCAGAGUCAGGCUGCCCCUGGCUCUCCUCCCGAUCCCACGACGGCCAGGAAGAACACGGGCCUGCUCUCCUCUGACAGUGUGAGCGCCGAGGGCAGAAGCGGGAAGCAGAAUGUCCAAUAUGGCCCGCUUUUUAGUAAUAAUGUUGAUAGAACGGCCGCAGAUAUAACUUCCAUAAGAUCUUUCAGUUACAAAACUGCAACCAGUGGACAGAGGGAAAAAUCGCUACCUAGGAAUCGGGAUGCUGGAACCACUCACGGUAAUGUCCAGACCACUGGCAAAGUUGCAGGUGGCGACAACCCUGCCGUGGCAUCUGUGAAUGGUCAAUGCAGAGAGAAGACAGUGUGGGCUAAUCACUCUGUCCACGGCACACCAAAUGACCCCAGUCAAGUUGCGGAUGAAACCUCCAGAGUCAGUAAAACCGGGGCCACUGGUUUUGACUUCACAUUGCCAUUCAGAGGGGAUAAAAAUGCGCCGUGCUUUGGAAGUCAGAAUCUGGAAGGCCAGGUCAUGCCGACACCUUGGGAGACCACUGUCCCCACACCACAAGUCCGUACUCCGUCCAAGGUGCCAUCCUCUACAUCCUCCUCAAGUGACAGAAGCGCAGUGUAUGCAAGUCAUGGUCAGAACUCUGCCCCCGUCUUGGUUAGCCCCACCAGUGAGCUUGCGAGGACCCCGAGGUGUGCUCCAUAUUUUGCAUCGGACGUUGAGAGCACCAACUCUUCCAGGAUGGCUGAUUGUGGCUCAAAGGAAAUUUGUCUUGACCAUCUGUGUAGGGGCUGUCAAGUUGAAAGCUGCAACAAAGUUCACUUCCACCUGCCCUACCGGUGGCAGAUGUGGCUUGCAAACACCUGGAUGGACCUCCAGCCCAUGGAGAAUAUCGAGAAGGCCUAUUGUGACCCCCAAAUCCACACCUUUUCUAUUGGAGAUAAAGACAUCGAUUUCCAGAAAAUGACUUGUAAUUUUAAUCCUAUCCGACGCAUAUCCACACCUUCGUCUAUCAUAGCGCUGACCAAUUUUGUCUUUGCCACAAAAUGGAUUUGGUACUGGAAGAGUGAAUCGGACAAAUGGAUUGAAUAUGGAGAAGAGGCUGACAGUCAGCAAGCUUCUAGCAUCGACUCUUCCUACCUGGAGUCCUUCUUCCUGUGCCAUCCCAGGGGCGUUGUGGCAUUUCACGCGGGCUCCCGGAACUACGAGCUGAGUUUCGCGGGCAUGAUUCAGACAAACGUAGCUUCCAAGACCCAAAAAGGUGUGGUCAGAAGGCCAAAAUUUAUGUCGUACAAGGACGUGGAGCAGAUUAAAAGUGGGUUCAACUGUCAGCUGGCACCGACCCCGUCAGACCCUUUACCCUCGGCACUGCUUCCUCAGUGGGACUUUGGCUCUGGUGGCUAUGAGCUGUUAGAGAUCGAUAGCCGGUGUCCGGAAUAUGCCAUGAUAGGUGACUAUUUUAAAGCUUCCAUGAAAAAUUUCAAGAUCGAAAAGAUAAAGAAGAUCAAGAACACAAAGCUCUUGAGUACUUUUGAAAGGAAAAAAAUGAAGAUGAACAACAGAAUGGAAAAAAUCCUGUUUUAUGCGAUAAACCGCGUCCAUCUGGAGUCUGUCUGUAAGAAUAAUUUUGACUGGAUCUUACAUGGAACUGGUGAAGCCAAAUAUGGAAGAGGCAUUUACUUCACAAAAGAUGCCAUCGAUGCCCAUAAAAAUUGCCAGUGUGAUACCAAAAACAUCGUUAUGUUUGUAGCUCGAGUCCUGGUUGGAGAUUUUACUCAAGGAGAGAUGGGAAGCGUUAGCCCUCCCCCACCGCCGUAUGACAGCUAUGUGGAUAUAAGGUUGAAUCCCUCCGUUUUUGUUAUCUUCGAGAAAGAUCAGAUUUACCCAGAAUAUGUGAUUGAAUAUACUGAACUAGACAAAGCCUGCGUGAUUAGUUAGGAGUGAUGAAUACAGUGUCAUAAAGAAGGGCAUUACCCUUCUGUUCGCUUACAGAGCCAGAUUGCCCCAGAUCGUAACAUUUUUACAUUUCUCAUCUAGUUAUCAAACGCCUUAGAUCAGUGGUUCCCAAACUUUGCUCCACAUUUGAAUUGUCUGGGAAGCUUUUUAACAAGUCCAGUGUUCAGAUCGUACCCCAGGCCAACUAAAUCACUGUUUCUGGUGUGAGAGCUUGGGCAGUGGUAUUCUUUAAAAUCCCAAGGAUUCGAAUGUGUCCUAGAGUUUGGGAACCACUGUCUUAAGGUAUAACUGGGAAAGAUGGAUUUCUAAAACGUCUGUAACAAGUUUCUCUCCCAGCUCCUCUUCGUUUACUGUAGGACAUGAUUUGGUUUUGGUUAUGUUGAAAGAAAAGUAAUUUGGGCAAUUUGAGAGAAAUCUAAAAAUGCCUGUGGAAGUAAGGACAUAAGACCAUACUGCCUUGGAUAGAAGAUUAUGGAAAGUUGUGGGGGGAAUUUUUAGGAAAAUCCAGGGGUGGGGGGUUGGGGGGGGGGAGAAAAGGUAAUUUAAAUACCAUCACGGAUGUAACUGUACUAUACCUUUGUGGUAAAACGAGUUGGGGCACACAUUUCUUUAUCUCUACGUUCAUUUAGGGGCUCCAUUCACGUUGGUUCUCUGGAAUGCAAUGAAAAGAGCCGCAAAGUGGGGCUCAGAGAGAAGCAGCCAGCUGGAGUUAAUUGCCCAUUUGGGUUCUUUAUAUAAUUGUAGCAGAGUAGACAUUUAUAUUCUAGUAUAUGAUUAUAGAGAAGGUUUUCAGGUUGCACUUUGAUGAGAUGUCUGUAUUGUGGGGGGUCUGAGUUGCAGUAACCAGACUCACAGAAGCAUGACUGAUAAACCUGAGUGUUCUUGUAGUCGUUCGCUGUAGUGAGUGAGGCUCACCGUGGAAUUAGGAGCCAGGCCAUCCCUACUGAAGGAUGGGCCCCUUAAGGAGGCAAGAUUUGUUUCCCGGUGAGCACGGAAUCCGAACAAAGAGAACAAUACCUCAAACAGGUCUUACACCUGUAAGGGGCUUCUUUUUUCUAAAUAUCACGAAUUGUAUGGAAUUGAAGUACAAUCAGUUUUUAAAGCAGUUGAGGUUCCUGGACCAAGAUUUCUUUCCUUCUUAGGAAACCGAUUUUUCCUUUCAGUUUUUCUUUUCCACAUUCUGUACCAUUCACCAAAAUUUCUUGUUCAUCUCCUGCCAGCAGACAUGUUAUAAAAGUUAAUUAGCAUUAGAAGUAAUUUUAUAUUAGUCAGAUAGUAGAUCGGUACAAUCUGUACUGUAGGUUGUACAAUCAGUACAGUCUACAAUGUGGUAGAUCCACAACCCCUUCGUAUAAAGGACUCCACAAGUAACAAAUGCAUAGAAAUUUUUUAGGGGAGGAUUAUUUUCUGGGAGGCUUGUCACAAAUAGGUACUCUCAUUUGCCUUUUUUUUUUUUUUUAAUGGUACUUCUGUUUUGGAGUUUUCAUUUCCUGAUCUUGGUUCUCACGUUUUCAGAGAUGCAAAUUGUCCAACUCUGAUCACGCAUUAGACAUCUCUGGUUGGAUAUUUCACAGACACCUGUAAAGCAACAUGUCCCGAAUGGAAUUCUCAAUCUGCCUCCUUUAAACGAAUCACCUUCUUCCCGAGUGUUCUGUACCAGAAGUCAUCCUUGACUUCUUCCUCUCCUUCUUCCACGCUAUUCCCAAAUCUAAUUUUCUCUCUUAAAUAUUUCGUUGUCCCCUUCUGAGUUCUUUACUUAGCAGUAAGAAUGGUCAUAUUUUAACAUUUUUUACAUAAUAAUCUUUAAAAACACAAAUCUGACCAUGCCUUUAGAAUAAAGACCAAAAUCAUUAUUAUGGCCCCACAUGAUUUCUCUGUUCCUUGCCCUCUGUCAUUUCUUUUCUUCUACCUAACCUAAGCCACUCUGGCUUACUUUUAGUUCUUUGGUACACCUUUUCCCCUAGCUCAGUGGUUCUCAAUGAACAUGCCUGCCCUUUUUUUUUUUUCACACAUACAUUGUAACAUCUGCUUUAUUAUCCUCAAAGUGCAAUCCAGUGGUAAUAUACUCUACCUACACAUAAUUUCAGAUAUAAAUUUAAAAUUAAUUAAAAUUAGCAUUAUCAUAAAAGGAAAAUAAAAGGUACAUUACUUGGGCACGACUAUAUUAGAAGAUUUAAGUAAUUAGGUGUUUACAUCUACUCAUAAUGGGCAAAUUUACAAGAAGGUAGAAGAUCAAAAUUGACUUUAUACAAAGUAUGGGAAAAUGAAAAAGCAGGGAUAGGAGUGGACCUUAGGGAAAAAACUAGUGAUGCAUAACUUAUUUGCAUAUGAUAGUAUUUAUAAGAGAUAUAUCGAAAUAGACUUCAUUGAAAUAAAUACUGUACAAGGAAAUCUACAAACUGUCGACAUGGAGAAAAUGAGGAAAUAGUCUAUUUUUUGCAGACGAGCCGUAGGUCAUACAAGAAUGUCUAGCAAGACAUUCAAAAUUCGUGUAGGGUGCAGAAUAAUUUCUUAUUGUGAGGAACUGUCCAGUAUAUUUCAAGAUGUUUGGCAUACCUGGCUCUCCUGUACUAAGUGCCAAUAGCACCCUCUCCUCCCCCCAGGUAUAGGGCAACAUAGCCCCUAUCAGAUCUGUUCACCCUUUCCAGGGCAGUCACAUUUUGUCACAUCCCGUUUGUUGGCCUGAGAGGACUCCGAGGUGAUACAGUCUCCUUACACAUGUGAAUGUCUUUAAAAACCUAUUUAACACCCCAGCUGUGUUAUAAUGGAGACACAAAAGGAAAGAAAUUUCUAAUUAAAAUACAAGGAGUUUCUGUAUGUAAAUGCUCAGGCAUGAUUAUGCUAUCUAUACGACAUCAGGAAAUAGAUAUCUACUCCUACUUACAGUGAAUAGCUUUGAAUUUCAGAGUCAUUAGGAGGCUACUUCUGAUAAAGAAGUACAGGAAAAUGACAGAUGAGAGGUGUGGGUGACUCUGGGAUGAGAAUCAGUGUUAGGGCGAGUCAUAACAGACCACAUACCUUCUCUGUAUGUGGUUAGGGCAAGAGCGCAAUUACCUUCAUGGUAUAAGGAUAACAGAUUGUCUACGAGGGAAAAAUGAACGGUAUUCCCUCCGGCAAGCUGUAGGUCCUACAUAAAUGUCCGGCGGGACAUUAAAGAGGCGAAUAGGGUACAGAAUAAGUCUUCAUUGUGUGGGACUAACCCAUCCACUGCAGGACAUCCGUUUUCCCUGGGCUGCAUCCACUCAGUGGCCAGUAAUAGUGCCCACCGGUUAUGAAGCCAACAACGCAUCCAUUUCCAAAAUACUACAGUGAGAACCACUGACUUAGUUAAUGUCUAGAAUCCUCAGAUGUGCUUACUUUUACCUCCCUAAGGAGUCUUUCUAUGGAGUCGUAGAUAAGAUUCUUGCUUUCUAAGCCCCUAGUUUUUAAAAGAGUGUGUGCCUGCCUUUGUUCAUGUUUAGCACUUGCCCAACUUGUGGUUGUCUGCUUUCUGCAUUAGAAUGUAAGCUCCUUGAGGGCUGAGUCAACCCGUUAACCCGUUGUGUUCACUGUACCAUACCUAUACUUGGCUGUGUUUGACAUGUGAAUCCCUUGGAUACAUUGUGUUAACUAAAGUAAGCUCAGAUGUUUACAUCCAGCCCUUGAUUUGUAUUUCUUCUUCAAGUGUAAUUUGAGACUAUCAAUAAAGAGAAACAGUAACUUUGCCCUGC